Canariomyces notabilis is the source of this 499-nucleotide messenger RNA. RefSeq lists its product as uncharacterized. The record is from RefSeq and is a predicted model, not a curated record. The transcript has a single exon. NCBI's taxonomy places the organism in Eukaryota, Fungi, Ascomycota, Sordariomycetes, Sordariales, Chaetomiaceae. The coding region runs from base 99 to 410 and encodes 103 amino acids.
GAAGCCAAAUAAGCAGGAACAAUUAACGACAGAAGGAAAUGAAUUGAAAGGGCCCAGUCCCUCCCGAUAGGUAUCAGCAACCGUUCCGUGCACAUACCAUGUCUGCCGCAGAAGGAAGGUUAGUCGUUCGAACCCAACUGCUUGCCCCAGAAGUGUUGAGUCUAAUCAGUCAUGCCAAUGUUGGCAGUUGUGGUGACACCCAGCAAGCCCCAAUGCUGGAGCGAUAUCUUUCAGAAAGCCCGACAAUCUCCGCGAAGCUUCAAGUCCCAGUCCCCCACUGCUCCCAGGGAGCCAGCCAAGGGGUGGUUUACUCUACUAUCAUCUCAGAGAGGAAAAAGAAGAUGGCCAAGCGUCUCGACAACUGGCAGACAUCUUGGGACCAAGCUAGCAAGAGAGGUGUCGCCUCUUGAACAUGAAUCGAUUGAAGGAGUAGCCUGAGGGAUGACAUGGUUCUUGUCUGUGGAGGGUUUACCUUUCUUUGGAUAGCGUCCAAUCUGAU